AGUUAUAACAGUAGGGGAGCGUAAGAUGCAGAUGAUAUGAUGUAACAAGUAUAUCGGGAAGGUCGUUAUCAAUUAUUCGUUGACGAGCAUUCGUCAGCUGUUGUGAAUCUCCGUGUCCUCACGCAAAUUUCUUUGCGCCUCAUUAUUUGUACAACGCUUGUAUGUUCAUAAUAAUAGUUGUUGAUUCGAGUGUUACGUGUGGAUGUGGUGUGAGUGUGUGGUACUGUUGCCUGGUGGGUGUUGUAGUGCACGGUGCACCAGACAAGACAAGGUCACUAUUGGGCAGCCUGGCUGGUGCCUCUCAGGCUCUCAGCCUCACUUACUCCUCAGUGAUAACGGCCUCAGAGUUGACUUGAGAGAGUAAUAACAAUGGGGGAGCAACGAGCAGCCAGGUGGUACUUCGGAGGUAUGGCUUCCUGUGGGGCUGCGUGCUUCACGCACCCUCUCGACCUCCUCAAGGUCCACCUUCAGACACAGCAAGUUGCCCGGCUCAGUGGUGGACAGAUGGCACUGGAAAUAGUGAAAAAGCAAGGUUUUCUGGCCCUUUAUAAUGGUCUGUCUGCUUCUCUCUUGCGACAACUUACCUACUCCACCACUCGCUUUGCCAUUUAUGAGGUCAUGAAGCAGCAGAUGGCAGAUGCUAACAAUGCUGUACCUUUCUACAAGCGAGUGUUAAUGGCAGGGUUUGCUGGGGCAUGUGGAGGAUUUGUGGGUACUCCAGGAGAUAUGAUCAACGUCCGAAUGCAGAAUGACAUCAAGCUUCCUGCAGACCAAAAAAGAAACUACAAGCAUGCACUGGAUGGUGUAAUAAGAGUGGUGAGAGAGGAAGGAGUGCCCAGGCUCUUCCGUGGUGCCUCUACAGCUACCUUCAGGGCAGUGCUGAUGACCAUUGGCCAGCUGUCUUUCUAUGACCAGAUCAAAGGAUUCCUGUUGACCACUCCAUAUUUCAGUGACAAUCUCAUCUGCCACUUUACCUGCUCUUUGGCUGCUGGAGCCAUUGCUACAACCAUGACCCAGCCUGUAGAUGUAAUCAAGACACGUGCUAUGAAUGCAGGCCCAGGAGAAUUUAGGGGUCUCUGGCACAUCAUUACAUACACCGGCAAGAUGGGACCUGGUGGAUUCUUUAAGGGAUAUGUUCCAGCUUUUGUCCGUCUUGGCCCACACACAAUCAUCACUUUCAUUUUCUUUGAGCAGCUGCGAAAAAACUUUGGGAUACUAAAGCAGCCUACUGCAUAAAGACAAGGACAAUCUUAGAAAACAGGAAAGCAAAAAGAAUUUUUUUAUUUUCAUUUCAAUAUUAAUGCCUUUAGUUGAAGCAUUUUCAUUUUAAGGGGCUAAAAAUUUCAAUAAAAUAAUUCAGUCCCUCACCUUCGUGCUUCCAAUUCCAGGUCCAAGUAGUGUAUUGUUCUGUGUUGUCAAUAGAAAGAGUUAGCACAUGUGGAAGACUUACUUAAUAAGACUUAUAUGACAUUGUGAAGGUACUGAAGUUCCUUUAUUAGAACUUUGACCUCAGGAAUUGUUCGAAGAGAUGCAAAGUGUUCUUACAAACAAUCAUGUGAGUAUAUUUUAAAAUGUUUAGUUGUCUUGUAAUCAAUAAUGAUUUAAAAAUAAGGAAACUGAUAACAGAUAUUUGACAGAACCAUAGGAGGAUGACAGAUUUCUUUUAAUUGUUUUUAUUUUUCUAUGCUGGAAGGAGGUGUUCACACACACACACACACACACACACACACACACACACACACACACACACACACACACACACACACACACACACACAAUAAGAUGGACUGAUGGCAUACAAAAAUGAUAACAGUUUCUUGACAAAUCAUAGUAUGAUGUAAAAUCUGAACUAUGCAGUUUGUUGAUGAUUCUUCAUUGUAAUCUUAUCCCAGCAUUUUCAAGUAAAAAUUUGAAUACCAAGCUUUCUCAUACACAAUGGAAGGUAAUUCAUGGUGUAAAUGUGUCUGCUACUCCUGAGUGAUCCUUUCAAUGAAAUAUUUCAAUUAAACAGAAAAGAAUGGUUUCAAUUACUUGAAGUAAAAAAUUACAUGAUAAUGCAUGUAGAUUUCCCAAAAAUAUGACAACAUUAUAUUCCAGGAAGUUAAACAAAAAUAUAAUCAAGGAGAGAAUGUGUUCGCUGCAAUAAAGGCUCACAGAAUGGAGCCGACACUUGUGAUAACUUAUAUAAUGUAUUCAUAUCAUAGUUGACCAUAAACAAAGUAGGUAAUGGGCCAUGCACUUAGACUUGAUAUAGACAGACAUUUCUGGUUAUCUGUGGAAAGGUGCCCUCUUCCUGAUGUUACCCCUGCAUCAAGUCCUUAGAUUCACAUACAUAUUUCAACACAUGCAUCCUUUGAUGAGAGAUUAUGUGACAGUAAAAUAAUGAUGCAUCAAAACUAAUAAGAUUUUUACUAGGUCAAAGUAGAAUUGGACUACUUAAGAUAUUUUAUGUUUUUUGUAGGUGUUGAUUCUUUUUGUUACGUUUGGCAGAAUUUUCAUUUUAUCUUUUCAACCUAAUUUUCUUGUUUGUUGCCCUUGAGAUAUCAGUACAGUAUUGUGUCAAGACUUCUUAUAAGAAGUAGUAGCUACUUAUUGUUGCGAUAAGACCCACAGUAAAGAGAUGUCAUAGUUUACAAGUAUCAGAACUUGGACUUGUACUGCCAUAGUGUAUUGUGUGUUGUGAUUAUGAGUGUCCUCUUGUCAUGAAAACAUGGUCUCAGCAUGAGUUGAAUUAUAUCUUGGUACUGUCAUUGCUCAGAAGAUAUGAUAGAUAAUUGACUUUGAUAGGAAUAGAUUUACGUGUUAAAAGAAUUCUUUGCCUAGCUUCAGAAAUUGCUCAUUUUAUAAAGUUUUGUUUCAUGAGCACCAUUUCCUUUUUUAUAAACUCUUUCAGUAAUUUGAUAUUGUCAUAGAUGAGCAUUAUUGCAAUAACAUUAUCAGUUUAUUGGUUAUCCAAUGAUUAUUUUUUCCAUGUAAUCAAUUCAUCGGUAUCACUGAUACUUUUGGUCCCAACAAGCAAUAAUAAUUAUGUAAUUUUUUAAUAUGAGUAUGUUGAAGUUUUUAGCUUUCAAAAUCAAUUGUAGUUAUUUUAUGUAAAGAAAUGCUUUUCAUUUGUGAAGAAACAAGUUAUCAUUGAAUUUGAAAAUAUUACUAAUAUUCUUUUUUCUUUUUAGAAAAGGAUAGAAUAACUUUAUAACUUAAAAUAUCAGCAUUGUUAUUGCAGGAAUUUUGGGCUUAUCUAUUUAUCAGUGAUUGCUUAUCAGGUAAUAAAUUUAUUAUCAGUUAUCCAUUAUCAGUUAUCACUCAUAGUUAUUGAUAUCAUUUUUAUCAUUUAUGGUGACAGUUAUUAAUUUUAUUUAUUUAUUUAUUCAUUAAUUAAUUCAUUUAUUUUUAUUUAUUCUAUUUUAUUAUUUAUUUUUUCCACCCAAGUAUGAAUAGUGUGCAGCAGCACUGUUCUUCAGUUUGUUGAUAGUUAUAAUGAAAAUGUGCAGUGAUUAACCUAUGUGGAAGGACUGAGUAUACAGGGAUGACAUUUGGUGUUUGACACUGUUGAUAGUAGUAUUUCAGUGCAAUAGUAAUGUUAUAAAUGUUGAUGUCAUGUUUAACUGAAAAUGUCCUUAGCUUUUUGCCACUACGACAAUAUUUUGUGUAGCAAUCAUGAGACUGCAUGUGAUCAUUAAGAGAGAGUUGUAGACUUAAUAAGGGAAAAUUCCUCUCCCUUUAUAAAAUUUUGUGGAAAUUUUUUUUUUAUCCAGAUAUUACCAUGAUUCAGUUAUCAGAAAUUUACUUCUGAAGGAAAGUUGUGUAUAAGCCUGUGCUCAAAUUUGAUCGGAUAUGGUCUGCAUAGUAUUAGAGUUUGUGGUUUCAGCUUGAAUUAUACAAAUCAGCAAUAUACACUGUGCAAUUAACAUAUGAAAUACAGUUGUCAUCAUCAGAAUAUUAGUUCAUAUCAUGAGUUUUUCAGUGAUAUAAAGUAAAACCUCAUUAACUCAUGCUUCAAUAGUGUCCUCUUUAGAAUAACUUGUAGAACCUCUUAAAGAAAAGGCAACUCGUAAAAACUGGAUUCACCUUGUUAGAUUUGUAGAAAUAUGACAAACAUGAAUGGCCCAUAAAAACAACCUCAGUGAGGACUUAUGGAUUAUAAUAAAACCUAAUUGUACUGACCCAUAGGGCGAGGUGGCUGAUAAUCCGUGUGACAUUGCCAUAUUUCUCAUCACUUCAAAGAAAACUGAAUAACUGUUCUUUGUUCAAUUUAAUGUAUGGCUUCGCUAAGAAUGGGAGAGCGGGGACAAGGCAUGCAGGUGCCACAGGUAAAUUAAGUACAGUAAAGUUGAUGGUUAUAAAAGUGAAAAUGAGGCUGAUAAUAUACCUAAUAUUUACUGUUAUGUCCUCUUGCAAUACCCAGUGUAAUAUAAUGAGUGGGGAAAAGAAAUGUAAGAUGGACUAUUUUAUUUCACUUAUUGCCCCAAGCUGACUUGUCAUCGAAGUUUGUUAUUGUUGCAGAGCAGUUCUUUUUUGGAGAAGUAAAUAAAGGCUGAUAGAGAUGUGGUGCUGUGGUGCAUAUUUUGUUUGCGCUGGAACAAAUAGAAAUUCUCUUCACCAUGGCUUCAGAUAUACCAGCUGUAUCUGCUGUCCUAUUCCUCGCUCGAUUUGUGGGUAAAAGUGGUCCUCGAUUUACGUUUUCUUUUAAGAGUAUAUCUAUUAACUCUGUCAACGGAUUCUUUGGUUUGACUGUACAACACACAGUAAGAUGGAGAAGCAUCAGUGUGUCUUUCCAUCGUGGCGACCAGAUGAGAAGUGAGUUAAUAUGCACCUGAGUGGUGACCUGACUCACCCCCCUUCCCCCCCAGGGAAAAUCCCGCCUCAGAUCGAGUUGCAGCAUCACCUGACGUGAUAUGCCACAUCAUCAUACAUGUAAAUGAAACACCUUCAUUUGAUUUGGUAUAUAGCACUUAUUUGUAUCACCUGCUAUUUAAUGAAAUAGUCAGAAUAUUCCUAGAACACUGUUUGUUGAUAAUAACUAUGAUUAAAGAACUGUGAGUAGUAUAGGCUUAAUGUUUUGGUUGGAAAUCUGGCAGAAUGAUAAACAACACCCUACAGGUCAGUACAGUUUUUAGUUUUACUAUAGUCAUUCAGUUUAGUUGGUACUAAACCAAACACCCACAGGUUAGCUUCCUGUCAGUAGCUCCACUGUUUACCACUACCAAUCACUUGUUGUGUACAGGAUAGUAUACGGUUUUUACAGGUACCAGUUAUUUUCCCUUUUAGUUAUUACUUUUGAGCAGCUCAUAUAUUGUAUCCCAUUUGUAAAAACUUAAAAUUUUCCCAAUAUCAGCAUUCCUAUGACAACUUUGAUAAACUGCAAAUUUACAUUUUAUGCUUACCUUAAUUAAUGAUCCUCCUAAUGAAACAAAGUCUUUCCUAACUUGUUAGAAUGGACAUUUCUUUUAUAACACUUGUAGGGACAUUAAAGACACCAAAGAAGAUUAUUAUUUCUAGCUACGAAUGUGGUAAUGGAAACUAAUGUGAUCUACCCACAACUUGAAUUGAGUGUAUGUGCUGGUCUGUAUUACAUUGGAAAACAUUAAGGAGAGUGAUUAAGAGGCCACCUACAUCUUGCCAAAGGCCUUCCAUACCAAAAUGAGUUCUAUUAGUUUUUAAAUCUUGUAAUAUGUAUAAUGUACAUCUUGUAAGAAAGCUAACUUGUAAAGGCUUGGAACUCAAUUAGCAUGAGCUAAUGAGGAUUUACUGUACAGUGGUCUCCAGAGUUGUGCAUUCAGGAUUCACAAAAAAGCCAUUUCUGCACAAAACCAAAAGUUUCAUUCUCAGCAUCUCCAUUAAUUUUUCUAGAGUUUCACAUUAUCUCUUUCAUUCACUCAAAGGUAUUGCCAUAUACCAGAAAAAUCAUGCAAUUAACUCAUAAUAUUUGUUCACAGGUAUUUUGUUUAUUGUUGUUGUCAUGAUUGUUAUUGUCCUAUUGAGGUGUGAAUGUCUGAUAAACACUUUGAAGACUUGUCAACACACCUCAGGAGAUGAUAUGUGUUGUAACUUGUCAGGAACGGAGAUGAAGGAAGCCAAAGGCCAUCCAAUGAUGACAUUUGUACUUUUAUUUCUUCUUGUUGUCUUGUUUAUUUACUUCAAUAUAUCACAUCUCCACCUCAUGACAAUGUCUCUUGGAGUACAACAAUUGAAGUAAGAGAUUGUACUAUAUAUCACUGAUUAAGCUAAUUAAGGAUACUGUUUACUCUAAUAUGCCAUUACAGUGUACUAUGGUUCAGAAAAAUGUCUGCUGAUAUAGUGUAAUGUACCUUACUGCUUUGUGGUUGAAAUAAUUAAUGAAGAACAUGGAAAAGAAAGAAAACAUUUGACAAAUGUGUCAAAAUGAACAAAUAUUUUGACAGGACAUAUCACAAUAGUUCUGGUAUUGAAAUUCAACAAUUUACAUCCAAAGAGCAAACACUGAACUCAAUAAGAUUCCUAUAGUAAUUUUCACAUCAGUGUAUUAUGUACUCUCCUUUAAAUAUUCAUGACGAUUUCUUGUAAUCUGUCACUGUCAUCUUUGUCAGUAAAAUUUUUAUAAGAAUUAAAAGCCUAAAGCAGUCCAAUGCUUCUUCAUAGUGAAAUAUAUUGACUCCAUACUUCAUAAUAUUAACCUUUUUAUUUGUUUCAAUUCAUAUGAAAAUACUGAAGGCAUCAGCAGUAAAUAAAUAGAUAAAUGCAGAGCCUAAGGCCCUAACAUCCUUAAAGAAAUCAUACAUUAUUUGUGAUUAUAAUGAUAUUGUUGAAUACAUAUUUAAUUGGCAAGUGGUGAGUCCUAUGUGAGUCUGAGUUGUCCCUAUGCCAAGUUGUGCCUUAACAUAUCACUUUCACCUCAGAAGACACUGGGAAAAAUUUGUGAUUUUUAAGGGAAAAUACAGUGCUAAAUUUUAUACGGUGCUCAGCAUAGUACUGUUCUGUCAUUAUUUUGCCUGUGUUAUUCUUGUAGUUGGCCUAAACACAAACAAGACAGUUCAUAAUAGAGACAAAAGAAAGGUACCUAAAGUUAUGAAAUUAUAUGUUGCAAUCAAUGUAAAGCCCUUUGAAAUAUUCCAUAGAAUGUUAUUGUAGCUGCUAUCCAUGAAAUGUAUAAAUAAUGUAAAUACAAUGAGAAUAUAUA
Messenger RNA from Portunus trituberculatus (swimming crab), 7156 nucleotides. It is a transcript of the gene Dic1, whose product is annotated as mitochondrial dicarboxylate carrier-like. The record is from RefSeq and is a predicted model, not a curated record. NCBI's taxonomy places the organism in Eukaryota, Metazoa, Arthropoda, Malacostraca, Decapoda, Portunidae. The transcript is spliced from 8 exons. Bases 370 to 1236 code for a protein of 288 amino acids. Gene Ontology annotation, molecular function: succinate transmembrane transporter activity; oxaloacetate transmembrane transporter activity; thiosulfate transmembrane transporter activity. Gene Ontology annotation, biological process: succinate transmembrane transport; phosphate ion transmembrane transport; thiosulfate transport.